Verticillium dahliae VdLs.17 is the source of this 1449-nucleotide messenger RNA. RefSeq lists its product as uncharacterized. The transcript has 5 exons. The record is from RefSeq and is a predicted model, not a curated record. The coding region runs from base 1 to 1449 and encodes 482 amino acids. Lineage: Eukaryota; Fungi; Ascomycota; Sordariomycetes; Glomerellales; Plectosphaerellaceae.
AUGAGCCAAAUCGUACGAUACUGCCAAUACGCGGUUUCUUCACAAGUAGAAAGUUACCUCCAUCAACCUAUCAAAGAUGAUCCCAUAGGAUGCGUACUUCAGCACAUCGUCGUGAAUCAAGAUGAUCAUGUCACCAAGACUAUCGCAAGUGGUCCCCACGUUCAAGGCGUGGAUCCGUACCCAGAACGCGGCAUCACACAAGUGAUUCCUGCGCAACGACAUGAUGAUUCCUCUCAGGAUGAAGAUAGAGGCGGGUCGCUUGCUACGAUUCUACGAACGGCUUACAAGGACGAUCCUGAGUUUGCUGAAAAGUUGGUUGCGUCGGUACAGCAGCUUCCAGUACGUGAGCGACGGUUCCUCGAAGCCCCCGGUGACUUCAUACCCGGGAGCACGUCACCAAUCGAUGAUUCGGUAACAGAGACCGAUGAGUUUUCGGAUGCCGAGGCCUCAGAAUCCGUCUGUCAUGGCACACCACACACUGACGGUCACAGCCGGCGCCACUGUAACGACUCAGAAGAGACGCCGACCUCGUCGCAAUCAGCCAAUUGCGGGAAAGGCGCAUCCUCAGCUGGUCCUGGAAAGCCUGGAAACACAGACGGUACUUAUCGCAAUAAGCGCCAGAAACAAUCUAGGAAGGGCAAGGAGAAGGCUGACAACAGCGAGGACGAGGAUGAAGACGAUGGGCCUUCUCCAGAAACCUCAAAGAACCGCAAAAAGCCCGCAGAUGAUCUGCCAUGGUCUUGCCCUUAUACCUGGAACAUUUCUGGAAGCAAAAAAGAUACCAUGAGCUCCACCUGUUACCCCAAGUACAAGAAGCGAACGCGAUGUAAAUGGAAGAACCACCUGGAAUUUGUUCAUACAGACCGUGGAAAGGGUGGUUCACCGGAAUACAUCAUGAAACCAGAACAGUGGUCCGACAUCUUAACAGCCAUCGAUCAAGCCGACGAUAAACGUCCUCAGCUGCCAAAACUGCGACUUGAUUUGGCCGAAAGACUCUGGAAAAAAGUGUACACUAUCCUGUUUCCCAACUCUGACCCGCCAGACCAUCCUUCUAUCGGAGCCACGAUCACCUCUCAUGCGAUGAAGGUUAUUGACAAAAUAGUAUCCGUGAACGCCCUGGAAUCUGUCAACGAGAACCCUCACCCUACAGGCGAAGCGUCCGCGGCCGAGCUGCUAACCCCGCCGGCGUCGUCGAUUUGGGCCAUGUUCGAAAAGGCUAUCACCAUCAGCACGCAGACAGCGCUGCGUGACUCCUUGCCGUAUCUGGCUGAGACUGCACACACCGGCGAAACCUCAGCUUCAACGGACACCUUCGGCGAGGGCGGAAGGAGACUUACAACCCGGGCCAAAGAUGCUGGAGGACAAAUUCACAGUAUCGGGGGAAACAACAAAAGUCAUCCUCAUGCUCAAAAGACUGGCCGAUGGACCUGGCCAGGAGCCAUCUCAUGA